AUGAAGCGGGCUUCGUUACGGCAAUGGCGGGGUUUGCAGAGAAGCCUGACUCGCCGCCUGUCGUCACAGAACGUGGCUAUCCAAUCGUUUUCGCGCCAGAAACAUCCCGCCACCCUCCUGCUACAAACGGUGAUGUGGGGAGGGCUGGCUCUGGGAACGUCAGCUGUGGCGUGGACCGUGUGGCACGAAAAGUCGGAGGUGUUUGUGCCUCUUCACGUGGGCAAGUCGGUGCGCACGCCCAACGAAAAGCUCGACGGUAUUGAUCUGUCGCAGAUCAAACAUCGCAUUGUGGAGCGGGCUCUAGAGAAGCUCGCAGUGGAGCAGGAGGUUGGGCUGGCUAUGGGUGUGCCUGUGCAGAUGAAACAUGUCAUCAAUAUGGACUCUCGCAUUGUCACCAAUGGCCCGACUCUCAAUGGCGUGUGCAUCAGCAAGACCUUCCCAUACGUGCAUUGGGCGUGUCGAGGCAUCAAUCUGGACAAGCCCAAACCGGACGUUAUUUUCCAGGAGGAAACGGCCAAACCCAAGGAGGAAAAAGACGAGCCGCUGUUUCCAGAGCCUCCCAAACAUCUGAGUGCCCAAAUGGAGCUGGAAAUCGAGGGUCCCAAGGUCGCCCACGCCACAAUCACCUUCACGGCGCAGUACGAUCUGCAGGAAGGGGACUACAAGGACCCGUUGAUGACCCCCACGUACUCGUCGUACCUGGCGGCCAAACCGUGUGUCUCAUUGAGCAAUGGAGUUUUACGGUACGAAGAUCGUCACGGCCACGAGCAGAUUUUAAGAGUGUGGUAA
Molecule: messenger RNA, 789 nt
Organism: Yarrowia lipolytica CLIB122
Lineage: Eukaryota; Fungi; Ascomycota; Dipodascomycetes; Dipodascales
Source: RefSeq, a predicted model, not a curated record